Messenger RNA from Lynx canadensis (Canada lynx), 3713 nucleotides. It is a transcript of the gene SLC25A47, whose product is annotated as solute carrier family 25 member 47. Bases 2205 to 3125 code for a protein of 306 amino acids. The transcript is spliced from 10 exons. The record is from RefSeq and is a predicted model, not a curated record. Lineage: Eukaryota; Metazoa; Chordata; Mammalia; Carnivora; Felidae. Gene Ontology annotation, molecular function: transmembrane transporter activity. Gene Ontology annotation, biological process: transmembrane transport. Gene Ontology annotation, cellular component: mitochondrion.
GCGCGCGGUGCUGGGACGGUGGGGCUGGGCCCGGGAGCCCGGGGCCUGACGGCGGCCUGUGCAGGGGUGGGAACCUCCCGGCUGUGAGCGACAAGGGUCAGCUGAGCGGGAGGCGGGGUGUGCUCGCUCUGGACUGGACUCUUGAAGCUGGGGCCCUGGGUCCCGGAUCCCGACUCGGCCGCCCAACCUCAAGUCCUUGCCCGUGUAAUGGGGACACCGGCGCGUGAAGGGGACACCAGGGCCCUGCAAGGCUCCGACACAACUAGCUGUGAUACGCCUGGGGCGGCGAAUCGCCCCUCCGCCUGCGCGCCCGCCGGGCCCGCACGCGGGGUCCCGGGACGGCGGGGAGCCGGAAAGGGAGAAGGGGGCUGUGGGGCGCCCCUCGGGGACGCGCACCUGCCUGCGCGCUGCCGGGCCGCGGAGGGGUGCGGAUCGGGGCAGGUUCCUGGACGGGCGCACACAGGCCAUCGGUGGCAGGGAGGGCGUCGGCGCGGGGCCUCGACAAGGGAGGCCUCGGGAAGGACUGGGCGAGCCGGCCCAAGUGGGAGGGCGCUGGGCCGCGGGGGACGAGUGGGACGAGGAGGAGCCAGGUCCUGCGCCUGGAGAGUCCCUGAGAUUGGCAAGUGACAAGGACCCCUCCCUGGUCUUUGGGGAGUGUCCUGUUCAGCGACGUGUCCUGCCCUCCUUCCCCAGCGCCUUGUGAAGUCUGGACUGUCCGGCUGGACUCGACUUGGCUGGGCGCUUUCUCCUGCACAACGAGAGUCAGAUAACAGCGUCAGGCCUGCGGCUCAACUUCCUUCUUCAAGAUUCUGUGGUCAGGACCUGCGUGUUUCCGGAUGCAGACCACGUUUUUAUUCUCAUGUUACCAUUUCUGGAAGAAGGAUGGGGUACAAUAGAUAUGUACCCAGGGUUUUAUUCUUUUAUUAUUUUCAGGUUUAUUAUUUUUUUGAGGGAAAGAACACUUCCAUAGGGGAGGGGAAGAGAGAGAGGUAGGUAGAGAGAGAGAGGACAGAGAAAGAGGAAAGCAGGCCCCAGUGCUGUUAGCCAGAGCCCCAAGCGGGGCUCUGACUCACAAACUGUGAGAUCACGACCUCAGCCAAAAUCCAAGAGUUGAAAGCUUAACCAGCUGAGCCACCCAGGUGCCCCAUAUACCCAAGGUUUUUAAAGAUUCUAUAUUUCUGCUAGGAGGGGGUUUCUCAGGGGUAGGUAAGUAGUGACUAUGGUGCAUACAAGGCCACCGGGGAUCCAACGAUCAUUAGGGUUUCAUUUGAUUCUUCUUAGAAUCUAAAUAGAACAUUCAUAAGCAGAGACCCAAAGCCAGGUCUGCUGACUCCUAGUCCAGUGCUCGUGAUGGCUGGUGGGCCCUGAACUAGGGUCUGGAGGCCUGGGUUUGAAUAUCGCCAGCCUCUGACCUCGAGGAGCCAGGAAAACAAUAGCAUGUGGGCCCAGGAGAAGCCCAGACCCCAAAACAGGGGCAGGCGUUGACUGUGGCUGGAGGCCUCCAAGGCCAUGAUGAUUAAAUACUCAUCCAGGAGACCCACCCUUACAAACACAUUGUCCCUUGGUUGCCAAGGCCUCCAGAGCUUUUAUCAUUUCCUACACAAGACGGAUCCAGUGUGGAAGAAUCAGAAACACCAGCAGGAAAAGAGGAAAGGAAAAUCACCUCUGUUCUCCCCACCCCUGAAUCUGCUGGAUUCAGUGACAGGGGCUGUUUCAGUGACAGGCUGGCCACACCUACCCGUUUCCAUCCCUGGCUGUCUGUGGCGGCUUGAAAACACGUCCAAACUGAUUCUUCUAGACUCCCCACUUCCUAAUGUACCUGUCACCGAGUGUGGGGCUACGCUCCAGGGGAAGCUGGGAGCCAUGUGGGGACCAGUCCUGUAGAGAGGUCCCCGCGUGAGGAACCGAAGCCUCCAGCCGACAGCCACACGAGAGAGUCACCUUGGAAGGGGGUCCCCCUAGCCCCGCGUCAGGCCUUCAGAUGGUGCAGCCCGUGCCCACGGCUUGACCACAGCCUCGUGAGAGACCCUGAGCCACAGCCAGCCAGCCAAGCUCUUCCCCGAUUCCUGACCCUCAGAAGCUGUGAGGUAUUUAAGGUCCGCGAGGAGCCGGCCCAGUUGCUCUUGGGGCCACCCCAGUGGUGGUGCGGACCGCUGGCAGGCAGGCAGACCCCAGGACCUCCCCGCCACACCACCACACUGUCCAUGGAUUUUGUCGCUGGAGCCAUCGGAGGAGUCUGCGGUGUUGCUGUGGGCUACCCCCUGGACACGGUGAAGGUCAAGAUCCAGACAGAGCCCAAGUACAGGGGCAUCUGGCACUGCGUCUGGGACACGUAUCGCCGAGAGCGGGUGUGGGGCUUCUACAGAGGCCUCUCGCUGCCCGUGUGCACCGUGUCCCUGGUCUCGUCCGUGUCUUUCGGCACCUACCGCCAUUGCCUGGCACACAUCUGCCGAUUUCGGUAUGGCAGCACGGACAUCAAGCCCGCCAAGACUGACAUCACGCUCUCGGGAUUUGCCUCCGGCUUGGUCCGCGUGUUCCUGACCUCGCCCACCGAGGUGGCCAAGGUCCGCCUGCAGACGCAGACGCAGCAGCGGCGCCCCUCGGCCUCAUGGCCCUCGGCCGUGCCCCCCGCGUGUCCCGCGCCCCCCGCGAGUUCGGGGCCUGGGCCCAAGUACCGAGGACCUCUGCACUGCUUGGCCACGGUGGCCCGUGAGGAGGGGCUGCGGGGCCUCUACAAGGGCAGCUCGGCCCUGCUCUUCCGGGACGGCCACUCCUUCGCCACCUACUUCCUGUCCUACACCAUCCUCUGCGAGCAGCUCACCCCCACGGGCCGCAGCCAGCCAGAUGUGCUGGGCGUGCUGGUGGCCGGGGGCUGUGCCGGGGUCCUGGCCUGGGCCGUGGCCACACCCAUGGACGUGAUCAAGUCGCGCCUGCAGGCGGACGGCCAGGGCCGGCGGCGCUACCGGGGCCUCCUGCACUGCGUGGUGAGCAGCGUUCGGGAGGAGGGGCCGCGGGUCCUCUUCAAGGGGCUGACGCUCAACUGCUGUCGUGCCUUCCCCGUCAACAUGGUGGUCUUUGUCACCUACGAAGCCGUGCUGGGGCUCACCCGCGGCCUGUCCACCUAGCUAGUCCCCGCGCCCCAGGGCCGGCCCGCCGGCGGCUUGCAGACGUCUCGUGGCUGGAGGUGGCGGAGGAGAGUGUGGGGGUCUGGGCCCCAUUGAGCCACCACCCGGUGGCCGGAGUCAGCCGUGCCUGGGGCUUUGCUCACCCGGCUACGGACCACGAGGAGGUUCAGGGGCCCCUCUGCCAUCAGCCUGGGGCUGGCUUGAGGGUCUCGUGAGCCAGGGAGGAGUGAGCCUCUUGGAGGAGGACAUCUGUCACGCGCGGUCGUUUGAACGUUUGGUCAGUUGGUCGUUCCAGCUUCCCCGGGGCCUCUCCCUGCCGCCCGUGUCUUCGGAGCACCCCUGCACCUCCGUCCACUCACCCAGUGUCCGCUGGCCACCGUCCCCGCCAGGCCCCCGCUCAGCUCUCCUCUGGUGAGCGCCUAUGCACCCGCCCGCUUGCUCCCCUGCGCCGGGCUGCGCAGAGAGGGCACUGCCCGGACGGCCAUGACCAGCUUGGUGCCAGACCCGCUCACACACCCUUGCUCUGCUGGGAGAUCCCCGAGACUCCGCGGGGAGCCGUUGACAAUAAAAUGUUUUUGUGUGAAUGUG